This is a messenger RNA of Synchytrium microbalum, 882 nucleotides long. RefSeq lists its product as uncharacterized. Lineage: Eukaryota; Fungi; Chytridiomycota; Chytridiomycetes; Synchytriales; Synchytriaceae. The record is from RefSeq and is a predicted model, not a curated record. The coding region runs from base 1 to 882 and encodes 293 amino acids. Gene Ontology annotation, cellular component: TORC1 complex; TORC2 complex. The transcript has 6 exons. Gene Ontology annotation, molecular function: protein binding. Gene Ontology annotation, biological process: TOR signaling; regulation of actin cytoskeleton organization.
AUGCCGACAGCGCAAGCUUCAGCGUCGCCACCACCAGCUGCUACCGUGACGGAUCAAGUCAAUCGUCUAGCCAUCUCGCCAGAUAAACGGUAUCUCGCUGCUGCUGGUAAUACCAUGCCCAACUGCAACAAUGCUGAACGUGGAAUUCAAAUUACUCCCUUUGUAACAGGAAACCCACAUGUUCGUUUAUACGAGGUGCAAACAAGCAAUCCAAACCCUAUCACCUCUUUUGAUGGACACACUGGAAACAUCACCUCCAUUGGUUUCCAAUCUGCGGGACGCUGGAUUGUUACUGGUAGUGAGGAUGGUACAAUCAAGAUAUGGGAUGUGAGGGCUCCUGGUAUACAACGAGAUUAUGAACUCAAAUGCCCAGUCAACGAUGUCAUAAUUCAUCCAAAUCAAGGAGAGCUGGUAUCCUGUGAUCAAUCAGGCUCCAUCAAGAUUUGGGAUUUGGGAGCUAAUGCAUGUACUCAUGAACUGUUACCGGAAGAAGAUACACCUGCACGAUCAGUGACAAUGGCUGCUGAUGGCUCAUUACUAGUUGCUGCCAACAACAAGGGCAACUUUUACGUAUGGAAGACCAAGAAUAAAGGAGAUAUGACAGAUUUAGAACCAUUACUCAAAGUAGCUGCGCAUAACAAGUACAUUACCAAAUGCGUCCUUUCACCAGAUACAAGGACGUUAGCAACAUGUUCAGCAGAUAAUACCGUCAAGCUAUGGUCUAGUGCAGAUUACAAGUUCAAUCUGGACAAGACACUCAGUGGACAUACGAGAUGGGUCUGGGAUGCUGCAUUCUCUGCGGAUUCAGCAUACCUUGUGACGGGCUCUUCAGAUCAUUCUGCGAGAUUGUGGGAUCUGAGUUCUGGAGAAACAAUCAGGUAG